UCUCUUGGCAGCCAGUAUACUUAACCUAAAUGUAGAAAAUGUAGCAUUGUAGCAAUAGCUUUUUCAUCAGAUACCGAUGAGAUUCCAUAACUUUUAAACGCAAAAAUGAUAUUAUGUAAGCGAAUUUUUGUCAUAUAGAAUAAUCUGAGGUCAAUAUCAGCUGACUUUUGCGAUAAUGUUGUGUCUGUGAUUAACUCUGUGAUUGAGUGCGUAAAUUUAGCCUGAAUUAUGUUGUCGGAGGUUGAUGUGUUUAUCAGCAAUUAUACCCUCGUUGAUCCUGAAAUUUAUCAGCUUUGGGUCGACGGACAUUCUUCCAGCGACGCAGUUAAUAUUCUGCAUCAGCGAGGAAUAUGUCAACAAACUAACGCACCGCUCGAGCUAGUCGCAUCUGACAUACUCGAUCAUUAUCGUACCUAUGCUCUACUUGAGAAAUUACUUCAUACUCCUACAAAGCUUGCUAGCGAACAGCUGGCAUUUCAGAUAGAACCUCAAACUAGUCAAAUGCUUAUAGAAAUGUACUAUGAAUUUGAUGAUAUUGUUAUGCGCGAAUUACUGGGGAAGAAAAUAACAUCCAAAAGUAGAAAGGAUAUGGAGGAAGUGGCAGAGAAGACAGGGAUCACAUUGAAGAGUUGUCGACGACAAUAUGAUAAUGUAAAAAGAGUGUUUAAAAUUGUGGAAGACUUACCAGGUUUUCUCGCAACUAAUAUCAAACAGCAUUUCUUACUUUCAGAUGAUCUUGCUAAACGAUAUGCUGCAGUAGUAUUUAUAGCGUGUUUGCGAUUUGAAAUGAAUAAAAGAAAACUGCAAUUUUUGACAUUUCCCGAUUUAUAUCACUGUGCUAAUAGUAUGAUGACAUCGUGGACAUAUCGUUGUGUUGGAUCUGAAUACUUUGACACUGAUUUAGAUAGGGAAUUUCUACAGGAAUUAUCAGAAUGCAGAGUUCUUUUAGAAAACGAUAAACAUCAUAAACAUCUUGUAUGCCUUAAGCUUAAACCGAUGCUUCUCGAUCGAUCUUAUCAAGAAUUGGAUAUGAAUUUUCGUUCAUAUUCGAGAGCAAUACUCGGAAUUGGAUGCAAUUUGCACAGAUCACGAGAGUUGAGAUUUUUCUUCUUGGAACUAGUUGAGAGAUGCAUCGAACCUUGGCGACAAGUUAAUUGGACGCAUUCCGAUCUACGAAAUUUCUUGGCUGUUUAUACACAGUGCGCUCUUGAUAUGGAUGUACUUAGAGAAGGAGAACUAAGAGAUGCGUUUGAACGUUACAUGACAGUAGUGACAUGCUGCUUAUUACGUAUGUAUCAUACAUGAAUACCAAUGUAAAAACUAUAUAUAUUUAAAAGUUAGAUAUAUGAGCAUACAAUUGCAGUAAUUGCACUAUCAACAUUUUCUUAUAAAUUGAGAUUUUCAAGUGUGUGAUAUGAAACUCUACAAAGUGAAAGAGGCAGCUUAUGGAUAUAUAUAUAUGGCAGUAGAUUAAUAUUGCGCACAUAUUCAUUAAAUAAAAGAUAAUUUUAAUUUAUUUAAACAUGUGACUCAACUAAAUAAAAUACUUUUCAACUGAA
Molecule: messenger RNA, 1559 nt
Organism: Cataglyphis hispanica
Lineage: Eukaryota; Metazoa; Arthropoda; Insecta; Hymenoptera; Formicidae
Gene: Fibp
Product: acidic fibroblast growth factor intracellular-binding protein
Exons: 7
Coding region: 229-1305 (358 amino acids)
Cellular component (GO): nucleus
Source: RefSeq, a predicted model, not a curated record